Carya illinoinensis is the source of this 967-nucleotide messenger RNA. RefSeq lists its product as uncharacterized. Lineage: Eukaryota; Viridiplantae; Streptophyta; Magnoliopsida; Fagales; Juglandaceae. The transcript is spliced from 4 exons. Bases 76 to 639 code for a protein of 187 amino acids. The record is from RefSeq and is a predicted model, not a curated record.
GUAUUCUGCUUCAGUACUUUCAUAUUCAUGGUCGGAAGAGAGUGGUGAAGAGAACGCGAAGCGAAAGAGGCAGCCAUGUCUUUCAUGAAAGGGGAUUUGCUUACUCGAACCAGAAAGCUGGUAAAGGGCCUGGCCAAGGCUGAGCCCGUCUGGCUCAAAGCCAUGGAACAUGCACCACCUGCAACAUUUCCUCGUGCUGAUGGGAAAGUUAAAAGGAUCAGUCUACCCGAGGAUGUUUAUAUAAAAAAGUUCUUUCAGAAACAUCCGGACUCGAAACAUGAAGAUGCUAUCAAGUUGUGUGGUUACGAUCCACCUCCGGCUCGUUUAUUUGGUUUGCGGGUGCUUGACCUGAAGGAGCAGGGAGUUAGUGAGGAAGAAGCAAUGGCUGUAGCUGACAUGGAAUACCGGGUGGAGAAAAAAGCAAAGAAGAAGGCGUAUGCUCGCUUAAAGCAGAUUGCCCGAGUUCAAGGGAAGAAACCUCCUCCUAACCCGUAUCCUAGUGCUAUCAAAGAGAUUCAAGCAGAGGAGAGGAAGUAUGUUCAUGACCGUUUCUUCAACCCCAAGAUACUUGAAAUUGUGCAGAAGUUGAAAGAGGAUAGGGCAGCUGAGAUGCAGGACAGAUUCAGAGGUGGCUAUUGACGUUAAAGUGGCAGGAGAGCAGAGUGCCUUGUUUUCCUUCUAGAUGCUUGGUUUUUAUUUUUCCCCAGCAAUAAUUAUGGCCAAUCAACUAUUAGAGUGCUCAUAUAUUGGCCUUGGGGUUUUUGUCAAAUAUGAGAUGAGUUUAUCAGACCAAGUACUUUAAAAAUGAUUUUUUUAUUUUAUUUUAAGCAUAUGUUUUUUUAUUGGGUCACCAAAAACUAUAAAUUCUGUUAUUGAUUAAAGCCUAGAGAAAAUAUGUAUCAUACGUGACUUUGGUGGAUUUAGCAAUAUUUCUUUUAACGUCUAAUUAAAGGUUUUGAUUACCCAA